Molecule: messenger RNA, 2250 nt
Organism: Scatophagus argus
Lineage: Eukaryota; Metazoa; Chordata; Actinopteri; Scatophagidae
Gene: tmub2
Product: transmembrane and ubiquitin-like domain containing 2
Exons: 3
Coding region: 162-1175 (337 amino acids)
Molecular function (GO): protein binding
Source: RefSeq, a predicted model, not a curated record
GCCGGAGCCGAAACAAAUCGAGCAGACAGGGUCGUAAACAGCCGAAGGUCGUUUUUUCUUUUUUUUAAAGGCUAGCGCGGCGGGCUAGCUCCCAAGCUAACUUAGCUCUGCUAACGGCAGCAGCGGCGCAAACUACAGCGCCGAAGACUCGGGGGACAGAGAUGGCAGUGUGUGCACUGACCAUGUUGGAUGGGAUGGAGGAUGAGGUGACAGCAGCAGGUGGUGUGUUGCUCUUGGCUCUGGCCCUCGUCUUGGCUUGGCUCUCGACCCACGUGGCCGACCGAGGAGACCACAUUCUGGGCACGAUCCUCACUGUGGGCGCUCACGCCUCUCUGAUCGGACUCGGGGGCCACGACAGCUACAGCGCGGGGACUCCCAGCUCCGACACCCCUGAACAGCAGACUCCUCCACCUUCGCAGGAGAACAAGCCGGAUGACGGCGAGCCGGGGACUGAGAGAGCAGAGGGCGAGGGGACGGGGGACGGGGCCGAGGGGGUCAGGACGGAUCUCCUGCUGGACAUUCAGAGCAAACAACCACAUGAGGGAAGACUGCACAACUCAGAUGAGGAAGAGGAUGAAGUUGAUGAUGAUGAUGAUGAUGACGGGGAGGAAGAUGAGGAGGAGGAGCUGCAGGAGAAAGAUAAAAGGACCAUAAAGCAUAUUCCACUGUUGUCCACCGCCAUCUUGCCCGCCACUACCACCAGCAUCUCUGUCCGUCUGAAGUUUUUAAAUGACACGGAGGAGGUAGCUGUUGUUGAACCACAGGAUACAGUGGGAGGACUGAAAAGUAAAUACUUCUCAGGUCGGGAGCAUCGAAUUAAACUUAUCUACCAAGGCCAGUUGCUGCAGGAUCCCAAGAGGACUCUGUUGUCCCUAAACAUCGCGCACAACAGCGUGAUCCAUUGCCACAUCUCCCAGGCCCUGCACGAGCCCGCUGCAGAGGAAGGGGCUCAGUCUGGGGCAGGAGUCGGGUCUGCAGUCUCUGGGGAAGUCAGAGCUGCCGGCGUGGCCAUCAGCACCAGCAGUCUGGUGGUGCCUGUGUUCGUGGUGAUCCUGGCCGUGGUGUGGUACUUCCGCAUCAACUACAGGCAGUUUUUCACCGCCCCCGCGACCAUCUCCCUGGUGGGAGUCACUGUGUUCUUCAGCUUUCUGAUAUUUGGGAUGCACCGCCGCUGAGGGAGGGAGGGAGGGAGAGACGGCGCACACGCCAACAGCUCAAUUUUGCAAGGUUAAGUAAAAGUGGGGACUGCGGUGGGUGGCGUUCGCAGACUCUGAUGAAUCAGACGCCACAGCUUAUUGGAUUCCUGCAGAGUGCUUGUGUGUGUGUGAGAGAGAGAGAGAGAGAGAGGGUGUGUGGGUGGUAAAGUAAGCCUGUUUGUGUACCACGUUUAAAAAACAAACAAACUGAGUGACUGUACAGCAUACGUGGGGUAAAUAAUCAUCUGCAGUGAGGGAAGUCCAGCUAAAAGCGGUGACUUUGUGGUUCUGUUCCGACGCUCUCUCUCGCCUGCUCUUUUAUUGUUGCUAAAGAUAACUUCCUGUGCGUCAGUUUUUGAGGCCAUUGUUUCUGUGUUCAAGAAAAAAAAACAACAAAAUUAACCGAUAGAUGUGGGAAUGUAAUAUCUUUUGGAGCCACUCACUAUUGUGCCAGUUUAACUCCAACAUUAUUUUGUGUUAUUUGACUGAUCCGAGGUCUGUUUGAGCCAACGCGGACUGUACAGCUCGCCUCAUUUCUAGACUGAAAAUUUCAGCAUAUUUUUGUUCCAGCUGUUGCUAUGGAGAAUUAGGCUAAUUUAAAUAAUCACUAGACAUUAAAAUAGACACUUUUUUGUGGAGGUAUUGUAAAUAUAUUGUGCAUUUUCUGUAAAUAAAAAUGAUAAACUGAAUCAGGUGAACCUGCACCUGGCACUUAAAGAUUUGGAGGGGGGGCACAAACCCUCCUGAUUAUGCCGGACUGCUCUGGCUUCAGUGGUGACUCAAAUUAAAGCAUUUCAAACCAAACCUGUUUCAGCAUCCGUUUGUAGUCUUAAAAACAACAACAAAAAAAAAAAGAAGUGAGCCUCUGGGUGGGGUUUGUGUUUAUUUCUAUACAAACACCAGUACGCAUGGCAGUGAAGAAAAAUAUAUCACAACGCGUUCAUGUACGACGGUCAUUCGCACAUGCCCGGAUUUGUGCUUGUGCAUGAAAACAAAAAAAUAGCUGGAAACCCACAACGUUGCAUUCUUUGUUAUUGCACCCGUACUGCACACA